AUGAAGAGGAACAAUUUAUCUGUUGGGAAUAAAGUUGUCCAGUCUUCACCAGCAGUGAAACAGCCUAAACUUGGGUUCUACUCUUCUCUCAACCAGACUCAUACAUACACUGUCCUUCUAGACUGGGGGAGUUUGCCUCACUACGUAGUGUUACGCAUUUUUCAGUAUCUUCCUUUAAUGGAUCGGGCCCGGGCAUCUUCUGUAUGUAGGAGAUGGAAUGAAGUUUUUCAUAUUCCUGACCUUUGGAGAAAGUUUGAGUUUGAACUGAACAAGUCAGCUACUUCAUAUUUUAACUCCACUCAUCCUGAUCUCAUUCAGCAGAUCAUUAAAAAGCAUGCUGCCCAUCUCCAGUAUGUCAGCUUUAAGGUUGAUAGUAGUACUGAAUCAGCAGAAGCUGCCUGUGACAUACUUUCUCAGCUGGUAAAUUGUUCUAUACGGACUUUGGGCUUGAUUUCAACGGCCAAGCCAAGUUUUAUGAAUGUGUCAAAGUCUCAUUUUGUGUCAGCACUUACAGUUGUUUUUGUCAACUCAAAAUCAUUAUCAUCAAUCAAAAUUGAAGACACACCAGUGGAUGAUCCUUCUUUGAAGAUUCUUGUGGCCAAUAAUAGUGAUACUCUAAGACGCCUCAAAAUGAGUAGCUGUCCUCAUGUUUCGUCUGAUGGAAUCCUUUGUGUAGCUGACCAUUGUCAAGGUCUUAGAGAACUGGCAUUAAAUUAUUACAUGCUAAGUGAUGAACUUCUCCUGGCACUUUCAAGUGAGACCCAUGUUAACCUUGAGCAUCUUCGAAUAGAUGUUGUGAGUGAAAAUCCUGGACAAAUCAAAUUUCUUUCUAUUAAAAAACAAAGUUGGGAUGUACUCAUUAAACACUCCCCUGGAGUUAAUGUUGUUAUGUACUUCUUUUUAUAUGUAGAGGAAUUGGAGACGUUCUUCAAAGAAGAAACCCCUGUUACUCACCUUUAUUUUGGUCGUUCCAUAAGCAAAGCAGUUCUAGGACGGAUAGGUCUUAACUGUCCACGACUAAUAGAGUUAGUAGUAUGUGCUCAUGGUCUUCAGGCUCUUGAUAAUGAACUUAUUUGUAUUGCUGAACACUGUAAAAACUUAACAGCCUUGGGCCUCAGUCAAUGUGAAGUUAGCUGCAGUGCAUUCAUUGAGUUUGUAAGACUAUGUGGGAGAAGGCUAACCCAGCUCUCUAUCAUGGAGGAAGUUUUGAUCCCUGAUGAUGAUUAUAGCCUAGAUGAAAUUCAUGCUGAAGCCUCCAAAUACCUGGGAAGAGUAUGGUUCCCUGAUGUCAUGCCUCUCUGGUAA
Lagenorhynchus albirostris (white-beaked dolphin) is the source of this 1305-nucleotide messenger RNA. Its product is annotated as F-box/LRR-repeat protein 21. Bases 1 to 1305 code for a protein of 434 amino acids. The transcript has 4 exons. The record is from RefSeq and is a predicted model, not a curated record. NCBI's taxonomy places the organism in Eukaryota, Metazoa, Chordata, Mammalia, Artiodactyla, Delphinidae. Gene Ontology annotation, cellular component: cytosol; SCF ubiquitin ligase complex; nucleus. Gene Ontology annotation, biological process: SCF-dependent proteasomal ubiquitin-dependent protein catabolic process; G2/M transition of mitotic cell cycle; entrainment of circadian clock by photoperiod. Gene Ontology annotation, molecular function: protein binding.